Molecule: messenger RNA, 1507 nt
Organism: Cuscuta europaea
Lineage: Eukaryota; Viridiplantae; Streptophyta; Magnoliopsida; Solanales; Convolvulaceae
Source: the annotation of a GenBank genome assembly
CGAAUAUCUUAAAUUUCCCUAUAAAAACCCGAGUAGUCCCCCGUAUCUUUGCAGUGUUCAUCAUCUUCGCCCUCCAUCUCAGAUCUUCCUCGGUCUUAGCCUCUCUCAUUCGGUUGUGAUGGCGGCGGCCAUGAGAAAUGCGCUGCUAAAGCACCUCAGAAUGGAAGCCGUUGCUCUUCGAAGCUCAACCCCUAACCCUAGAGGCCCAUUGGCUCGACUGAUUGGACCCAGCCGUCAUUUCUGCGAGCUAGCCAGAGGCUCCUUCCUUGAUAAAUCCGAAGUCACUGACCGUGUCAUCACCGUCGUCAAGAACUUUCAGAAAGUCGAUCCAGCAAAGGUUACCCCAAAUGCACAUUUCCAAAAUGAUCUUGGUUUAGAUAGUUUAGACACCGUGGAAGUUGUUAUGGCCCUUGAAGAAGAGUUCGGGUUUGAAAUACCAGACAACGAGGCAGACAAGAUCAACACAAUCAGUCUUGCAGUGGACUUCAUUGCCUCACACCCACAGGCAAAAUAACGCGGAGAGGAAUUGAUUCCCCUUCAUUUUUUUUAUAUAUAGCAGUUUGCAUAUCAGUUAAUGGCAACGCUCUAAAUGGACCUAAACUCCAAGGAUGAGUUUGAAUUCAGUUUUUUACUUUGUAUUGAUGAAUUCCAUGAGGACGGGGGAUUGUAUUCAGUUUUUUUGAACUUUUAUUAUUGUGAAUUUGGAUGUAUGUGAUAGAACCCAUAAACCAGAGGCUAAGAAUUGAGUGGCUAAACUCUCCCACUUUUUGAAUUGAGUGCCUAAACUCUCCCACUUUUUCUCACAGCACGUAUCUCACAUUCUCACAAAUGAGCGAUAGUAGAAGACUAGAAGCCAAAGGGAGAAUCUCCAAGUUUGAAAUUAAUAUUGAUUCUGCAUACCCCACUAAGGCUAGGGUAUUUAUAAAGAAAGAAAUACAACUGACCCAUAACUGACUCAUUCAUGAUCUAAUAACUAACUGACACAUUAACCGCCUCCAUCCAUGAUCUAAUAACUGCCCUAGACCCUAGUGGACUGAUGCAUGACACCAAAUCCCACUUAUUUCUCUAACAGACUCGAUUAAACAAAUAAACAAUAAUAAAUAAAUAAAUAAAUAAAUAAAUGAGGACUCAGUCAACAAUUGUUCCUCGUUUCUUGCGGCUCUGAUAUUUCAGCACACCCUAUCAUUACCCCCUCCUUUGAAAGUCGACUUGUCCUCAAGGUGAAAUUCUGGAAAUCGUUGUACUAGGAACUCGUAGUCUUCCCAAGUAUGUUGCGGUGCGUUUUAACAAACCAACAAGUGAUAAUGUGUCAUAUUUUCUCUUUUGACACACAAAGCAAUGUUGAAUGAGAGAUCUAACAGUACCUGAGAGUUGUUUCAAAGUUUUAAGCAAUCCUCCCUACAGCCCAAAGUUAUUUCGGGAGCUGUGAUUUUGUUGAGGGCCCGAUAAUCCACACACAUACGCCAUGAUUUAUCUUGUUUCUUCCCCAAUAGAACUGAACUUGCAA